CUGAAAUAUUGUGCUUGAAACUUGAAUUAUCUCAUCAAUAAUUUUCAAUGAUUAUACUUUAUUCCGUUAAAAUGAAAAUUAAUUUUUUUACAAUCUGGAUUAUAAGUGUCAUUAAUUUCAUCAUGAAGACUGCUAAUUGUGGGGAUAUACUGCGAAUGUUAAGCGAAGAGAAAAUAUUCCAAUCAAAUCAAUCGACGAUUACAGAAUUUUCCAAUACCACAGCGUCAUCGAUAACUGUAAAAUCAUUAUCAUCCCUAUAUUGGAUGUUAAGAGCAGGAAUUAUCAACAAUGAUCUUAUCAAUAUACAGGCAAUUAUAGUUAAAGAUGAAGACGCUGAUAUGGUGUGCAAUAAAGGAGAAAGAAAAUCAGAGCGUAGGCACCUGAUGUGUGCGGGAUCGAUCCUAAAUGAAAAUCAUGUUUUAACAUCAGCUUCUUGUUUACACGAGGCACUUCAUAUUAGGGAGAAUAUUCGUGGAGCUUUAGCGGUAGCUAUUGUUCCAUGGAAAUCUACCGUUCAAAUAAUUAAAGUUGCUGAAUACAGAAUUCAUCCGAAACACAAUACCAAUCCAUAUUCGUCAAGCUAUGUAAAACAUAAUGUUGCCAUUUUAAGUUUAGCAUGUGAUAUCGAACCAGAGAAUUAUCAUAGGAUUGAAUUGCCAAAUCGUCCAAUGAUCAACUUUUGCAAUAAUAGAAAUUGUAUUGUUGCUAUUUAUAAAAUAGUCGGAUAUAGUUCACACGUAGUAUCACAAAAUAUUGCGCCUAAUUUAGGAGGACUUGGGAGGAUUAAUUAUAAAUAUAGGGCGAAGAGAUUCAGCGAUGGGUCUCACUCUUGUGCUCAGACGGGAACAGCCGUCAUGCGUACCAAUACACAGGUAGCAAUUGUUGCAGUUUCUUGUGAUGAUCGAAAGCCUAAUACUGAAUGGUUAUACACAGACCUUUACACCAAUAAACACUGGAUCAACAAUAUCCUGGAAAACUGGAAUAGUGCUAAUUCUGAUGAUGAUUUGGAAAUAAAUUCGACCAAUUUAAUAACAACGUCUAAUUCAUCGUUUGCAUCAAUGGCCAAAAGUUGUGAAAAUUGUAUUUUCAAUUUUUAUAUUUCAAUUGGCUGUAAAGGAAAGGAAAAUUGUGAGAGGCCAAGUGUGAGCAGCAUAAAUGCUCGUACAAAAAAUCUACAAGAGCAACACAAAUUAACUCCAGGAAAAUCAAAAAAUCAAAAGUCAUGUUCCACUAAUUCUUCAAAUUGUUCUUCUUCUGAUAUUGUAGAAAAUACAAACAAUAAAACAACGAAGGGAAAUUUUCAAUUUAUCCAGUUGAGAAAAAAUAGGAAAUUUCUUGAUUUGGAAAGUCAUAAAAAAGAGAUGAACUUAAUGGAGAAGAAUGUCCACAGAAGAAUACCUAAUUGGCAGAGGCAAGAAAAUGAUAUCAAUGGUGAAAUCAAUAAUUAUCGUAGGCAAUUUAGAAAACGCAUCAAACGUGGAAUGAAUUUUGGUUUCAUAACUCGAGAAUUUAAUGAUAAUGAUGAUGAUGAUGAUGAUGAUGAUGACAAUAACAUUAUGAAAAUGCAGGCUUUAAUUGUUAAAGACGAAGAUGCAGGGUCUUGUUGUGCUGUUGCUAAACAAAUUAGUGAACAUCGAUAUUUCAUGUGUAGUGGGGUGAUAUUAACAUUGAAACAUGCAAUUACAACAGCAUCGUGCAUACAUUUAGCAGAUAUAUAUGAACAUCACAUUGACGCUGCUCUUGCCAUUAUGAUUGGGGCCACAACUGGAGAUCCAUAUGUUAUCAAGAUAAAUCGCUUCGAAAUGCAUCCGAAUUAUGUGGUCGAUGUUAAUGCAAAAGACCACUCAGUUCAUAAUCUCGCUAUACUAUUUCUGGCUUGCAGUAUCAAAGCCAAAGGUGCCAACAUUCCAAAAUUACCAAAAGGAAAACAUGAUGAUAUUGGACAUAUGUGUUGCAGUCAAAAGUGUAGUGUCGUCACUAUCAUUCAGAGUUAUAAUAAUACCCAUGUCGCAAAAAAACUGACAGCUAAAUAUAUUCCUUCUCCACAACACGAAGAUGAAGAUAAUGCAAUUAAAGGCUCAUCACCAUCGAGUUUACAACAAAAAAAAAUUUUUAAAAUACCGAACAUUCAUUCAUCCACGCGUGAAAAAAGGAGUAGAGAAAAAUUAACUGGAGCGCCUAUAUUAUUUCCCGAAGAAUCGUUGCCACUCGAUGAAAUGAAAAAGUAUAAAAGUAAGAAUUCUUCCAAGAGGGGGAGAAAGAUGAACCAUCAAAUUGAGAUACUAUCUCAGAAUCGAUACAACAAUACAAGUAUUAUAGGAAAAAUAUUAACGGGGCAGAUUUUCCGAAGAGCAAACGGUAGAAAGUUUACCUCAAAUAUGUCUAUGAUUGAUCAAGCCAUUACUGCUUUUGAUUGGAACAAUAUAGAGAAAACGAUGGAGGAAAAAAUAUCGAUGAAAAAUAAAUUUGUUAUAAAUCAAUUUAUUAAAGAUGUGGUCCAAGAAACCAUGAAGACAAUAAUGAAGGUUUUCAGUAAAAAUGGACAAUUGUUGUCUGAAAAUAUCAAUUUUUCAUAUGAGGCAACUGCAGACAAAAAUGCCUUUUUCACGUUUCUGCCUGAUCCGCCAGGAAAUAGAAGCAUUGACCAUUUUUCCUCGACUUUGAUGAGAAUUAUUCAAAAUUUAAUGCCACCAAAUGAUGGAAAGGAAUGGGCUGUAUCAUCAGACUUGUCACUAGAUGAAAGAGAUGUAGGGAAACCACCACUCAAAUACGUAGAAUGUCCACCCCUUGGAACUCCAGUAAUCAUCAAUGGAACUCUGAUUGCCAUGGUCGCUUACACUUGUGAUGAUAUUCAAAAUUGGGUGAAAUGGAAAUAUGUGAGUAUUUCCAAUAAUAUAAUAUGGCUACGAAAACGAUUAGAUGCCUCCCUACAUCAAUCAUUGACAAUUUGUGAUGAUGCAAGUUAUAAUGAAGAUUUACAGCAUAAUAAAUCUGGCGCAGAAGUCACUUCAGCAGAUAUAAAACCCUGAGUUGAAUAACCAUGGAACAUUCUAAAUAAUUAUAAUUCCUAUUUUCUCAAAUAUAUAUUUUGAACUGCUUUAACAAUGAA
Messenger RNA from Fopius arisanus, 3109 nucleotides. RefSeq lists its product as uncharacterized. Lineage: Eukaryota; Metazoa; Arthropoda; Insecta; Hymenoptera; Braconidae. Gene Ontology annotation, molecular function: serine-type endopeptidase activity. Gene Ontology annotation, biological process: proteolysis. The record is from RefSeq and is a predicted model, not a curated record. The transcript is spliced from 11 exons. Bases 48 to 3029 code for a protein of 993 amino acids.